Messenger RNA from Prunus dulcis (almond), 900 nucleotides. Its product is annotated as salicylic acid-binding protein 2-like. The coding region runs from base 1 to 900 and encodes 299 amino acids. Lineage: Eukaryota; Viridiplantae; Streptophyta; Magnoliopsida; Rosales; Rosaceae. The transcript has 4 exons. Gene Ontology annotation, molecular function: methyl indole-3-acetate esterase activity; methyl jasmonate esterase activity; methyl salicylate esterase activity. The record is from RefSeq and is a predicted model, not a curated record. Gene Ontology annotation, biological process: jasmonic acid metabolic process; salicylic acid metabolic process.
AUGAGAAGGAAAAUGGAGCACAUGAAAAACAAGUCUUUUCUCUUUUAUCUCUUACUUAUUUGCUCGGCAAAAAUUUGUACCUCAUCACCAUCUCCACCUCCUCCUAAUUACCAUCAAAACCAAACCCAAACUAGCCCAAGUGAGAAGAAGCAUUUUGUGUUGAUUCAUGGAGCUGGUCUAGGAGCAUGGUCUUGGUAUAAGGUGGCAACUUUAUUGAAACAUUCAGGCCAUAAUGUUACAGCCCUAGACUUGGGAGCAUCUGGGAUCAACCCAAUUCAGGUGGAACAACUCCAUUCGAUGUCGCAAUAUGUUGAGCCGUUGACGAAGCUAAUGGUGUCUUUGCCACCAAAGGAGAGGGUCAUUCUUGUGGCUCACAGCAUCACUGGGGCUGUUAUAUCUAUUUUCAUGGAGAGGUUCCCUGAGAAAAUUGUUGCUGGGGUUUAUGCCACGGCUUUCAUGUCUGGUCUUAGUUCGAGUUAUUCAACUAUAUUUGCAGAGAUUAACAAAAGAUUGGACUAUAUGGACACUCAAUAUAGAUAUGACAAUGGACCCAAAAAUCCUGCAACCACCUUUCGCUUUGGGCCCAAGGUCAUGGCGUCAAACUUUUAUCAGCUCUCGAAACCAGAGGAUUUAACACUAGGUUACUCGUUGGUAAGAUUUUCUCUCGUCUUUGAUUUUGAUCAAAUAAAGCUGACCAAGGAGAAUUAUGGAUCGGUUCCUAGAGUAUUCAUUGUGGCCGAGCAAGACCAUGCAAUAAUGUGGGAUGUGCAAAAUUUUAUGAUCAAGAACAAUCCGCCAGAUGAAGUCAAAGUGAUUAAGGGUUUUGAUCACAUGGUCAUGCUCUCUAGACCAGUGGAGCUCUUCUCCGACCUCCAAGACAUUGCUGAGAAAUAUUCUUGA